Messenger RNA from Ustilaginoidea virens, 990 nucleotides. RefSeq lists its product as uncharacterized. Lineage: Eukaryota; Fungi; Ascomycota; Sordariomycetes; Hypocreales; Clavicipitaceae. Bases 1 to 990 code for a protein of 329 amino acids. Gene Ontology annotation, biological process: cytochrome c-heme linkage. The record is from RefSeq and is a predicted model, not a curated record. Gene Ontology annotation, cellular component: mitochondrion. The transcript has 3 exons. Gene Ontology annotation, molecular function: holocytochrome-c synthase activity.
AUGGGUUGGUUUUGGGCUGAACCCCCUCCGGCUCCCGCGCCCAUCGCCGCCACCAGUCCUCCCGCCGCCAAGCGACGAGAUCAAGCUCCUUCGCCCGGAUGCCCCGUGCGCCAAAGGACCCUUGAUGCGCUCAGCCCCGGCGACAAGCCGCAGACCCACGACGCCGCUCCCUCUAGCUGCCCCGUAUCUCGCGAGACCAAGACCCGCGCCGCCGCGCGAGAACCCAAAUCUCUCGUGUCGCAGCUCAACCCGCUAAACUACAUGUUCCCCGACUUGUCGCAGCAGCGCGCGCCGGACCAGGCCGUUGCGCUCCCCACCAGCCGCGAGGAGUCGACCAUACCCAAGGGCUCCGGCGACGGCACCUGGGAGUACCCUUCCCCCCAGCAAAUGUACAACGCCCUGCUCCGCAAGGGCUUCACAGACACCGACGUCACUGCCGUGGAAUCCAUGGUGUCCAUCCACAACUUCCUCAACGAGGGUGCCUGGGCCGAGGUGGUCGGCUGGGAGCAGCGAUUCUCCCAGGGGCUGUACAAGGGCUGGCAGAUAUGCCGCCGCGGCGAGGCCCACGCGCACGAGGAGCUGGAGCGGCAGCGCAGCGGGGACGAGCCGAGACCCAGCCUGAUCCGAUUCCAGGGCCGCCCACGGGAUCUGACGCCGAAAGCUACCAUGCUGCAAGUUCUCGGUUGGAUCUACCCUUCCAGAUUCGGCACGGAGCUUCCUUUCGACCGGCACGACUGGUACGUCUCGCGGGAUGUGGACGGCCGACCGCAGCAGGUCCGGUACGUCAUUGAUUACUAUUCCGGCGAUCCUGAGCCAACCGGCGAACCCGUCUUCUAUCUCGACGUCCGCCCUGCUGCUACGCCUCGAGGGGCUGCUGAACGCCUGAUCCGCUGGGGCACGGAUGUCUGGUGGAAGGCGGUAGGCGGUGACAAGCACGAGCAAGAUCCUGAACCCUUCUUCCGCCACAACGCCUCCAAGCCCUGGGGUUGA